Molecule: messenger RNA, 2189 nt
Organism: Suillus bovinus
Lineage: Eukaryota; Fungi; Basidiomycota; Agaricomycetes; Boletales; Suillaceae
Exons: 3
Coding region: 418-2049 (543 amino acids)
Molecular function (GO): protein binding
Source: RefSeq, a predicted model, not a curated record
CCGGAAGCGCAGCAGAAGACUUACCGAUAACUAUCACCGUCCCUAUUGUAAUCGCAUGCAAGAUAAUCCUUCCCUGUGGUUCGGUCUGUCUUAACCUUCAGAGGCUGGUCGACACUACCUAGAAGAUCAUCUGCAUAGUCUGGGCAGAUCUGUAUGAGCACGUUCACGUUCUCCUCGACAUUGGUAGGCGGAAGACGACGCAUCAGAUCGAGCAUUGAAUCAACUGGGUCUGGCCCUUCUGCCAUGUCGGGCUGCUCUGUGGACGGUCGUAUGAGCUUAAACAGAAUAAUUGAUAAACGAUCUUGAAGGAAACUGGCGUUCCACCAUGUCGCAUCUGGAUUCUGAACAGCAUCCGGCGGCAAGCCAAAACAGGAUGUCAGCCUUCGCAACUCUUCAAAACCAACUCAAACCACAACAAUGACGAUUGAAUUAUUCUCGCUUCCUACAGAGUUGACAUGGCACAUCCUACUAAUUCUUGACCCGAGAGAAAUUUGUCGCUGUGCAAUGACCUGCAAAACCUUCUGGAAUAUGAUCCAGAAUUCUGUACAUAUUCAAUACAAGCUUGAGCUUUACGCUCAGGGAUUCACCGAGACUGCUACCCUGGACUUGAUCGGUGUCUCCAGAAGAAUGUCCUCGCUUAGGAAUUUGGCAUCUUUGUGGCGGUCCGGCUUGCAUUUGAACACCAUCCUGGAAGAACGAGUGAUGAUCUCCACCUUCCCUGAACAUCCUUCACUACCAUGGCUACGAUUCGGUAUGAAGUGUGGCAUCUUGUGGAUGUUGAUACAGGGCGGUCUCUUCAUCAAGGACUAUAACGCAAAUACCGACCUUUCCUGUACGUGGGCCAUACAUGACUUGUCCUCUCAGCACCGACCGGAAUUUCUUACUAUGGACCCCCUGCAAGAUCUUGUGGUUAUUGUCUCCUUGCCUGGUGUUGUCACUGUCACUGUAACCAACGUCGAACAAGAUCAUCAUGCCUUUUGGGUGGAAUGUCGGUCAGCUUCAUCCCAGCAUCUCCACCCGAAUUCUGUCUGUGCUUCCUUCGAGUGCAAACAUACCUUUGAUAUCUGUGGCGUGUACCGUGUCAAUGUGAUUGGAGAACCUGUGAUCUAUGGUGAUCAUAUAUUUGUCUUCUAUUACACAGAGAACAAAUUUUAUGGACCUACGUCUGCCACGUUCAUGCAAGUCGUUAAUUGGAGAGAGGGAUUCGUGAAGAGUUAUCUUUUGCUGGAUUAUCAACAAGGCUUUCAGCAUCAAAUUCACGUAGUCGACCAACGGACGAUUAUUGUCAUCGGCUUAAGCUUUAUAACCGUGCACACACUACAGGAUUCCGAUGGGUCACCGCAGCACAGACUUACGUAUCUCCUUCCGAAGCGCCACCAUUUAUCCUUGCCAUUCAUGAUUGUUCAUGCCAGCCCAUCGUUCGGCAGCACAGCUCCUCGCACAGAUCUUAUGCCCGGCUAUGUGCCCUCUUCAGAGUCACAAAUCAUCGUUUUGGAGCUUAUCUCACGACCGCGCAAACUGUCCGUUAUUCUAGUCAUUGAUACGGUGAUCUUCUCGGGAACGGCUCUGCAAUCAGAAACACAUGUCAAAAUUCCCUGGUCCGACUGGGGACCCCAGCAUACGUGCUGCUUUCCGCAUGACCCAAGCUACCAAAUCAGCGUGUUCGGUAGCAAAAUGGCUUAUACUCUCCCUCAAGAUCAUCCCGCUGAACCUGGACAAAGGCUGCAAUCACUUCCCACCGCGGGUCACUUCUAUGUCCAUAUCUGGGACUUCAAUAAUCGAGCGAUUGCUCAUUCGGAUACUCUAUACAAUUUCGGCUCACCAGACCUUCUCAUCCGUAAGCCUGGUGGGGUAGCUCAGUCGUGCUUUGAUGAGGAAAUCAUUUCGAAUCACCGUUACACUGCUACCGUCUACCGGACUCCAUUUUCGACACAAGGCUUUCAUGAAUUUUUUUUGGAACAGGAUAGACUUGUCUUGACCUCGGUAUGUUUUUUUUUAGUUGUGAGCACAAUGAUGAUUCAGUGUGGCCAUACUACAGGUGCGACCUGAUACAGUUCAUAUUCAGGUUGUCUCUCCUGUACAGAUGGAGGACGGGUUGGACUCUACACACUAGAAUCAAUUUCAAUAGCGAAGGAUGGACAAGUCACCCUGCCUCAUGCCACCAGUCUUGUGUAAAUUAACAUUAACGC